Molecule: messenger RNA, 9012 nt
Organism: Chiloscyllium plagiosum (whitespotted bambooshark)
Lineage: Eukaryota; Metazoa; Chordata; Chondrichthyes; Orectolobiformes; Hemiscylliidae
Product: furin
Biological process (GO): peptide hormone processing
Cellular component (GO): Golgi membrane; trans-Golgi network
Molecular function (GO): serine-type endopeptidase activity
Source: RefSeq, a predicted model, not a curated record
CGUGCCUGCACACCCUUUCCCCUCCUCCCGCCCGAACGUGUGCGCGCACGCGCGCGAGGGGACGGGGGUUUGUUCGCUCGGAGCUGAGGGAGGGACCAGAGGCUGUCCGUACCGUGUCCGUGUGCCCGCUCCCCGGUGCCGUCUGUCUCUCACAUACACACAGAGCACCCUGUCGCCUCAUCAUGGACACCCGGCACCGCCGCUGAGGGCCCGCUUUCGGACACUGACCCACCGUUUGCUCAUUUAAAAGAAAAUAUUUUCUCUCAGACAUCCCUCUCCACCGAGUGACCGGUCCGUCAGGAGCGGGAGGAGGACCGGCGAAGGAGACGGUGUGAGCGGCCAUUCGACUUAACCCCCAUCCCGUCACCGGGGGCCGGUCUCCCCUCCCUCCGGGACUGAGUGAGGGAAGGGGGAGAGAGGAGGAGUGUGUGUGUGUGCAAACCACCCCCGGAGGAGACUGAGCUCCUGGGAGGACUCCCCUCGAAGAGAAGGCACUGGCCGGAGUGUGAGAGCGACAAUCCCCCCCCCCCCCCCCCACCCUCCGCCUGACCCCUGGACUGUGAACCCGGGCCUCGGGGAUGGAGUGGGGGCUGAAGGCCGUCCUCUCGUCCUGGACCCUCAUCGCGCUGUGCUCUGCUUCCCCGACCCCGCCGAAAGUUUACACCAACAGCUGGGCGGUGCAGAUCCCCGGCGGGCAGCAGGAGGCCUCCAGGGUGGCCAGGGAGCACGGCUUCAUCAACCUGGGACAGAUUUUUGAUGAUUAUUAUCAUUUUCGGCAUAUGGGCGUGAUGAAACGAUCAUUGAGUCAACAUGUGCAUCAUCAGAAUAAACUGCGACAGGAUCCUCAGGUCACAUGGCUGGAACAGCAAGUAAUUAAGAAAAGGAAAAAGAGAGACACUUACACUGAACCAAAUGACCCCAAAUUCCCAAUCCAGUGGUACCUGCAUAACACGGAUCAUCGUGACUUGAAUGUAAAAGAAGCCUGGAAGCAGGGUUAUACAGGAAAGGGUGUUGUAGUUUCUAUUCUGGAUGACGGAAUUGAGAAGAACCAUCCAGACCUAUCAGCUAAUUAUGAUCCAGGUGCCAGUUACGACGUAAAUGGUAAUGAUCCUGAUCCUCAGCCCCGUUACACACAGCUGAAUGAUAAUCGACAUGGAACACGGUGUGCUGGUGAGGUGGCAGCUGUAGCCAACAAUGGGAUUUGUGGUGUGGGUGUGGCAUAUAAUGCCAGAAUCGGGGGUGUGCGGAUGCUAGAUGGAGAGGUGACUGAUGCUGUGGAAGCUCAGUCCCUUAGUAUGUACCCUCAACAUAUUGACAUCUACAGUGCUAGUUGGGGUCCAGAGGAUGAUGGAAAGACAGUGGAUGGUCCUGCUAAAUUAGCACAGGCAGCGUUUUUUAAAGGCAUUUCGCAGGGACGUGGUCGUCUUGGCUCAAUAUUUGUGUGGGCUUCUGGGAAUGGUGGCCGGGAACAUGACAGCUGUAACUGUGAUGGAUAUACAAAUAGUAUCUACACCCUUUCAAUCAGCAGUACAACUCAGAAUGGGAAUGUACCUUGGUACAGCGAGGCAUGCUCUUCAACACUUGCCACUACAUAUAGUAGUGGAGGUCAAUUUGAAAAACAGAUCGUUACCACUGAUCUCAGACAGAAAUGUACAGAAUCACAUACUGGAACUUCUGCAUCUGCUCCUCUUGCUGCUGGAAUCAUUGCCCUUGCACUGGAAGCAAAUAAAAAUCUGACAUGGCGGGAUAUGCAGCACCUUGUGGUACGGACAUCCAAACCUUCCCAUCUGUCAACAAAUGAUUGGAUUACCAAUGGCGUUGGCCGCAAGGUCAGUCACUCCUAUGGAUAUGGGCUAUUGGAUGCUGGAGCAAUGGUUGCAUUAGCUAAGAACUGGACAAGCCUUGGAGAUCAACGGAAAUGUGUCAUUGUUAUCACGUCUGAGCCAAAGGAUAUUGGUAACCGAUUGGAGAUUCGGAAAAGGGUUGAUGCAUGCCUUGGAAGUUCAAAUUUUAUCCACUCCUUAGAGCAUGUGCAGGCAAGGAUUACACUAUCAUAUAACCGGCGUGGAGACUUGGCUAUAUUUCUCACCAGUCCUAUGGGGACGAGGUCAACUCUGUUGGCACCAAGAGAGCAUGACUACUCAUCUGAGGGAUUUACUGACUGGGCAUUCAUGACCACGCAUUCCUGGGAUGAAAACCCCUCAGGAGAAUGGGUUCUGGAAUUAGAAAAUACUUCUGGUGCAAAUAAUUAUGGUACCCUGAGACAAUUUACACUGGUUCUUUAUGGGACAGCACCAACUAACAACAGCCAGCAGAAAUCGACCAACAUUACACUACCUGCCAACUGCAAAACACUGAACUCUCAGCAAGUGUGUGCAGAAUGUGAAGGUGUAUAUUUUCUGCAUCAGCAAAGCUGCGUGGAAAAGUGUCCACCUGGCUUUUAUAAAGGAUUGGUUGACAGUCUCUUGGACAACAAUGUUGAAUCUUCACAAGUUUUGGCCUGCCUUCCUUGUCAUGCUUCUUGCCGCACAUGCAAUGGGUUUGCAGCCAAUCACUGCCUUUCUUGCCUCCCUCAUUCACACUACAAUGAAGUUGAGUUGAGCUGUUCACCCCAAAUGCAAGUCAGCAGGGAAUCUCCCUUGGAAAAUGAGGAAGUAGUUGAACCACUCACUGAAUCUCAAGUACCUAUAUGGUUUGCUUUUACCAUCUGUGCCUUCAUUAUAAUGGUAUUUUUUAUAAUAUUCAUAGUUCUUCAGGUCAGGUCAGGAUUCCAGUUCAGCAAAGUGAAAGUCUACACUCUACAAAACGGGAAAGGGAUUAUAUCUUACAAAGGAAUUUCUGACAUGUGGAAAGAUGGUGAUUUAUCUGAAUCGGAUUGUGAAGAAUUUGAUGUUGAGGGCCAAAGUGAAAGAACAGCAUUUAUAAAGAAAAUACAAAGUGUCCUCUAGUAUUCCUCUUUCAGUUGAUCCCUCCCGUUACUGAUGAAGGGUUAUAUGUCUCAUUUUCACGGACUUCAGUGAAAAGUGUCUUAAGGUUACAAGAAAUCCACAUCUGUUUUUAUAUGGAAUGUGGGUGCUUGAAAUAAUGUUGGACAUAAACUCUCAAAGCUAAACUGUUAAUACUGGAAAUUGGACAUUUUUCACAGCUCUUAACUGAGGUAGGUUGGUGUCUUUAGUUCCCAGCAAAACAUGGUCAGGGCCAUAGAAUGGUAGAAUGGAAUGGAUUAUUUUUAAUUCAGUAUUGCGUGAUAGAUAAUUAUACAAAUUUUAAGACUUCCAAAAUUGACCACAGCACUGUACCUGGAUAAUUUGAAGUCAAUUAAUUUUGAGGAAUUUGAAAUUACUAUUUAGACUUUCAGCAAAGUAUUUCACAACAUGAUCAAAGGGGCCAGAGGUGACUUUUGAGUUGUAGAAACUGAGUUCGUUUCAAGGAUUUUUUUUUUGCACUUUAAUUUUUUUUAAAUUUAAUUUCAUCCCUUAAAAUGCUCAUUGAACUGUAACUGAAGUUUGUAUUUUUUUAAAAUCUCAAUGAAAUCCCUCUGGCUUAUUAGGUCACUCACUACCUCUGGUGGUUGUUUGAGGUAUUCUGACCUGUGAGGUCUCUGAUCGAACUCCAAUCUGAGCUCAAUUAGGGUACUCUAUUUAUGGUUGUGUACCCUUGGGGGCUGUGGGUGGAAGGAGGGAAGGAAAGUAAUAGUGUUUUCCAAUGCUAAGAACAUACAUGUGGAUGUCUGACUGAGGUACAGGCUUGAUGAGCUCAAAAGCUGAUCAACUUGAUAAUCCUUCCUGUCAGAGCUGAGAUAUGAAGCUUGGCACUUAAGCAAGGUGUCAACAGCCUAACAGUUCCAGAAAGUGACAGUUACUGUCACCCAACCACAAUCAGCAGCUUUAAGAAGGGAAGUUUAAAAAAAUGUAAAACUUGUUUAUCAGCAGGAAAGUUACCUUUAAAGGAAAUUAGGCACUAGCCAUUCUGGGGUAAAGAAAAUAAGUUGAAGACAAACCACGUAAGUUUUGUUUGCAUAAUCUAAACAAUUCAUUUGUACCUGGAGAACUGAUGGUGCAUGUACUAACAUGUAUAACCUUGGACUCAAAUUGAAGCUAGAGUCUUUGCCUGUUGUCAGGAUUGAUUCUAGUGACUAGUUCUGAAUAUCAAAGGCCUAAGGAACAUGCGUGUAACUAAAUGGGCAUCUCACCUGAAUGACUUGUUGGGAAAAUGGAAAAAUAUUAUUCUAGUGUAGUGGGAGGUGCUUUUGAGGUUAGUGCUAAAGUACAGUAUUUGGCCAAGGAAGAAAGAUAUUGCAACAAGUUACUGAUUUCGUAAAAUAUUUAAUUUACGAGCAAUAACACCACUUGGGGACAAAAGCCCCUAAGUAGUAUAAAUAUUUAUUGCACAUCACAUUACUUACUGAAGUGUUGAUUUGAAUCACCUCGGUAGCACUUUGUAUUGUUGCCAGAACUCUUGCUCCUAUUUAACACAGCAUUAUUUUCAAAUUGUCUUCCAGUUAUUUUAAUUAAAGUAUUUUACUAUGAACAUACUGUAUGUGUUGCUUGGAGAAGUCUGAUCUGAGGAAGCUGUCACAGUUCCUAUAAAACAGCAAAUAGAGCAGGUUGAAACUGGGCAUUAAAUGUGAUUUUAAUGUAAAGAUUCAUUUUCUUAAAGCAGGGGUGUCAUCUGUAGUAAGAAUUCUAAGUUUGGCAUGUUGGAUUUGAAAAUACAAAUGUGUUAUUUUGUUGAACUGUUUGUUAAAAUUUAAAGGAGUAUUAUUUAGAUACCAGUUGCAUUUUCAUUAAAAUGAAAAGAUAAAUGGGUGCCAAUAAGUUAUCUCUGGCACCUGAGCUAUAAUCCAGCCAAACCAGUCCAGUGGGAGUUCUGUCUGUACUUGUGAUGUCCUUAUUUGAAAUGUCUGGGAAUUCUCCAUUUUAAUUCCAAGAGGUGUGGACCCAUCGCACAAAGUGCCCUUAAUUUGGUGAUAAUUCUGCAAUGUCUUUCAAGGGUGGUAGGUGUGGAAAAUGCUACUGAUGUCUGGUCCUCCAACAGUCAUAAAGCAAAGCCUUGGACAGAGUCUGCUCUCAUUGGUUUUAUAGUCUGUACCCUCUGAUCAGUGUUGCUACCUCCUUAGUUAAACUUUGGACACUUAAAUUUCAGUUUUUCCUUUUUUACCAUUGGUGCCUCCUGACCUGAGAUGGUAUGUUGUGCUGAAAAUUCUGGAUAUUAGCUGUGAAAAAUGUUUACCUUCUCUGCUUUUUGACUGUAUAAACAAAAAAAAAACAAUGAGCACAAAACAUUGAGGUGGGUGGGAAGUCUUUCUCUUCAAGGUUCGGGGGGGGGGGGGGGUGGUGCAGGGGCAGGGGGGGUGCUAAACUGAAAUGGGAAUUAGGAACAGCAAAAUGUUCAGACCAUUGAAACCCUCUCAGGGUGAUUCACUGAUGACAUCAAGAUUUUCUUCAAUGAAGUAAGAGAACUGCCUCAGAAGAUUAGCUUUUAAAUACUGCAUUAUUCUUGAUUUUUUUUUUAAUGUAUAAAAAUUAUGGGUAAAAUGUUACCAUUCAACAUUCAAAAGAAAAACUUCAGGGCUGGUCAGGGAAUCUUAUCACAGAAUUUGGUUGUAUUUGCUAUAUAUAUGUAUUUUCAUAGCUCCUGCCUAGUCAAAUGAUCCAUUUGUUCUGUAUUGGGAAGUGUAAUACUAAAUCUUUUAUUCCCAGCCAGUUUAUCACAAAGCAUAUAUAGCAUAGCAGCACUAAUACACUACAGAAAGAAAUCAAUAAAGCCAGCACCUCAGUGCUGUUCCAUAUGCUCAUAAUUCAUCACUUCAAAUUGUUCCCACAAUUAUCCUAGCCAAUUACUAACUUGUUCCCUUUUAGUAAUUCAUCCUGCUGUUAUGACAGUAAUUUCCCUACAACACCGAAAUCUAGAAGGAUAAAAUCUCUUGUUUAACGCACAGGAAAUCCUGGUUCAAGUGAACCUAUACCAAAAAUUCACACCCCUUUUGCAUUUCAUCACAAUCCAAUUGGGAAAAUGAUGCAUUCACACAACUUGUGUUGAAUUAUAAUAGUAUAAAUGCGGAGUUAUUGGUUUCACGUGAAAUAAUAGGGCAGGAGACUACAUUUGACAAGUUUGAAAUAAGAUUUUAAGAAUUUAGGAUGGGUUGGAUUGUUACCUUGAGCUAAAAUUGAAAGUAGUCUGUUUUACCUGUGGCUGAGUUGCAUUGAAAAUGCCCUAAUUUCUCCCCUUAACCAGGAUGUCAGAGUAUGUCUCGGUUGGAGAGAAUUUAAUGUUGGGGAGAUUUAAUUUUAUUCUACAGGAUAACUUGCUAAAUGGGAAUGAUGUCUUCAGUGAAGCAUUGUGCUUGUAUCGCAACCUUGCACAUGGUUCUUACAAGCCAAACAAAAUGGAGUGAAAAAGAUUCUUUUGGACCUCAUUUGAAAUUGACCAAUACCAGUAGCUAUCGGGUAGAAGCCCUAACGUUGGUCAUAUUUUGUGCUAGGCUGAAACCAGAAUAAUAAUUGGGGUAGUACAUUUGACCUCAAUAUCCCUACGAUCAGGAGCAGCGGAAAGUCACUCCUAUUCCUAACUGGACACUGGUCAUCCCGAGUGGAAAGUGCAUCUGUAGGAAUGUCAGGUAAAGGUGGGGCUUAGUUUGAUUCUGACCUGAUUUCAGUUAAAUAGACCACUACCUUCCAUUGAGCUAAUAUAUGGUGUAUGGCCAUCUAAGUAAUGUGUAGCAGGAUGAACUAAGCCCAGUUAGAACUGUCACUUUCAGGAAUUGAGGCAAGAAAAAUAUCAUGGGAACAAAAAUAGUUUAUUACUGAUGCUUUGUGCAAGCCACGUUCAACAAGUGGGAUUUUAAUAUUUGACAUUUUCGGGUAAAAUGGAAUGAUCAUAAUUUGUCAUUAAAAUUAGGUGGGUUCCUGGUAUGGAAGUUACAGUCUAGUCCUACACGCUGCCAUCCCAGACUGUCCUGUGUGGUUUAGCAGCCUUAGUAACACAAUUCCCGAUUUCUCUUUACACCUGACUUUGCACUGUAUGCACAAUAUUCUUUCCCUCAUUAGUGCCACAAUAGCAGUGCUUAUUUUGUCUGGCUUUUUUGAACUGAGUGAAGUGAUGGCACCAUUUGACUUUUAAUAAAGCAAUAUGAUUGUGGGCCUUGGGCUGAGGUUGGGAAAUAUGUGAUUAUCAAUCAAGAAUUCAUGAAAAAUUAUUGUAAAUAAUUGUAAAAUAUAUAUUAUAAACCACAAUUUCAUAAUAUGCAACCUCUUAAAUGUGUAAAGGCGUUGAGCAGUAUGUAUGUGUUCCUCGGGGAAAUCGUGAGAGGAGUUUGAUUGUUCUGGUGCUUUGGAUGAUGAGAGGAAAUGACUUUGCUUGUUCUGCUACUUUGUUCUUGCAGUGCAUUGUGGGAUACUUGAGGGUGGGGUGGAAGAAAAGGGACACAGAGCUAUAAUUAAAAUGCUGUUGCGUUCUAGCAGUCUCCUCUUGUACAGGAGGUUUAUGAAUCUUUGUACAGAUUUGUACACCCCAGUUCCAUCCCUGCCUUUUUUUUUGCACCCAGGCACUUGGUUUGGUGCUACAUUUCUCUUUCCAGUAAAGCACACCUGUUUUCCAGAUGUGUUUCUGACUGGGAAAGAAGGGGAUAAUCUUGCCUGUUCCAAUUGAUUUGAUUUAGACUCCAUAAACUUUUCCAUCCAUUCCUAAAACCUCUCUUCACUGAUGAACCGCUCCAAGUUCCUUUGUUCGUCAAUGCACUUUAGACUGAGUGACUAUUUUUGAUGAACCCCCUGCAAAUCGCAAUUGUCUUUUAUUCCAGCUCUUUGUUUCUGCACCCACCAUGUUGAAACACAAACCAAAAUCUUUUAGUUUUGGAAGGGUUGGGAAAAUAGCUAGUGAAAUAGGUUAAUAGCAUUCUGGAGUGUUAAUUUUUGAAGAAAUCAUUGACAGACUAGCUUACAAAAAAUAUUGAGCAUGAACAGAUUAAUGUGGUUGUUUUGACCCCUUUGCACAGUUCUUAAUAGUUUUAUCAUGCAAAAUGUAUAAAUUGUUAUAGUUACCUAGAGUAUCUGGGUCUCUAAUUGGCUUGUUGACAAUGUGCUGGUCAGCAUUAGUUUUAUGCAUUUACAAUGACUAAUCACCAAUAACCUAUAUCCUAACCAGGUAAAAACCAAGUGGCAGAAAAGUUGCACAUUUUGGAGAUUGAGUGUACUUGUAGUUAAUAAAUAACACUUAAAUGGGUUCUUUUUCCCUUCCUGUCAUUUUGUGUAGCUAUGUUGCACUAAUAUAUUUUAUCAUUCCAAAUCUUAUGCAUUAAUCAUUCACAAGGUCAAGUCUUUAAUUGAAAGUGCUACUUAAGAAGCUCUCCCAAGGGCUUGGCAGAUGAAGAUAUUCUGCAGGAUAGCACUGAGCCAUAUGGAACAGAAUGUUCUUGGGCUGAUUCUCAAGGUGUGCAGAGUCAUAAAUUUCAGGCAAGAUGGCACUACAGUUGAGCUCUGCACCUGAGAAUCAAGAUAGUGAAAUUAGAAUUUUUAUUAAUCUAUUUAGUACUUGCUGUGGUAAAUUAGCCCAUCAAUUCACAUUGCCAAAGCUUGCAUCUGAAGACACUAUUGAAGAGUGGAAGGCAGCUUGCACCUGUGAAACAAUAUCUUAGUCUGAGUUGAGCCUUUGGGAGAGAUGGGGAGUAAAUUACGAAGUGGAGCAUAUGAGAGAAAUGUGCAACACCCAAAAACAUUCACAAACAUUAAAAUGAAAGGGCUACGUAAUCUCAAUAGCAGUUUUUAUUCCACAGUGCAGUGCACUAAAACACGAGAGAUUCAGGCUGCUUGCUGUGAUGUCCAAUUGCUAUAAUGCUGAUAUUGUGGGUGAUUUACCAAGAUAUGUAAACAGACAUAUUUUUGUACAAUAUAUAGUGCACAGUAAUUUUCUUGUAAUAUAAAAAUUGCUUAAAAACAAAUUACUCUUAUUUAAUGGAUGUGGAAAUAUUGUCAUAGAUUUACUUAAAGAAAUUAAAGACUGUUUCAAAGCAAA